AUGUUUAGUGCACCUGUAACAGCUAUUAAAAUUCUUCCUAAUUCUCGAAUAUGUUUAGCUGGUACUGGUCCUUAUGUACUUGCUUUUGAUUUGACAACAAAUCAUCAAUUAUUACAAGAGAAAAUCUUAGUUGAUUCAAUUGUACAUGGUUUUGAAGCUCGACAAAUAGCAAAAGAUACUGAUCAUUCUUCAUAUAUAAUUGUUGUCUUUGGGCAACGAACAUUUUCGAUCAUUCAAUGGUCUUCAACAUCUCGUUCUUCAUUAACAACAAUGAUACCUCAAAUACAAUGCCCUUCCUGGAUAAUAAGUGCUCUUAUUGUUGAAUCUUUAACAGUUCUAUUUGGUACAGCAUUAAAUCAAAUAUAUCGUUAUAAUAAAUCAUUAGAAUUGAUUCAAUCAUUUAAAUAUACAACACUUUAUUCAUCAUGUCUUUUUCAUCAUAUGAAUGAAACUGUUAUAUUUGCAGCUGGUACAGUUUUUGGUCAAUUAAUUUUAUAUGAACAAGAUUCAAAUGAUAGUUUUCAUGAAAAAUCAAAUGUUUCACAUCAUAAUGGUGCUAUAUUUGGAAUAUCAUAUUAUGAAAAUUUUCUUUGUACAGUUGGUGAUGAUCGUACAGUAAAAUUAUAUAAAUUUCAUAAUAAUCUUGAAUUAUUAGCUUCAUUUGUUGCUCAUGAAGCACGUAUAUGGCAAUCAUGUUUAACUUCAACACAUAUUUUAACAUGUGGUGAAGAUUCUUCUAUACGUUUAUGGUCACAUAAAUCAACAGGUGAAAUAUUACGUUGUUUUUCUGUACAUCGAUGUAAAAGUGUUUGGUGUAUGGAUAUAUUAAGAGAUAAUGAUAAUAAUAAACCAUUAAUUAUAAUUAGUGGUUGGAGUGAUGGUGGUGUACGUCGUUAUCAUCUUGAUGAUGUACCUAUUGAUACACAGGAAAGUAUUAUAUUAAAUAAUAUACUUCAAAAUGAUUUUCCUCGAAAUAUAAUUUUUUUAAAUUCUAUUAUAAUGAUUGUUCAAAUGAAUAGUGGACAAUUAUUUAAAGUCGAUCAACAAAAUAUAACAUUAUUUUAUGAUGGUAGAAAUAUAUUAAAAAAUGGUUAUGUUAAAAUGAAUGUUGCGAAUGAUGGAAAUCAAUAUCUUGCUAUUGGAUCAUUAAAUGGUUAUGUACUUAUAUUUGAUCAAUAUGGAAAUAUAAUAAAUGAAUUUCAAAUAGAUAUUAAUAGAAAUAAUAAAAUUUUACAAAUGUUAUGGUUAAAUAAUACAUUAUCAUCGAAAUUACUUGUUUGUAUUCCAGAUGGAAUUAUGUUUGUUUACAAUAUAACUAAUCGACCUGCAACAGUAGAUCAUUAUUUAGAAGUUUUACCUGAUUUUGAACAACGUUGGCCAAAUACAUGUGUAUAUCAUGAUCAAUAUAAUUUAUUACUUAUUGGUGAUCGACAAGGAAAUAUUCUUUCAUAUGAUUUAAAUAAUCAAUUAAAUUGUUCAAUAUAUCAAAAAUUUGAACGUUUACAUGGUAUAAAUGGUACAUCAUCCAUUGAUAUUGAUAAAAAUACAAAUCUUAUACGUUCAUGUGGUCGUGAUGGUUAUAUAAAUAUAUUUUCUAUAGAUAAUGAACAACGAAUAUUAAUUCAUCAAUCAACAUUUACAAUAACAUCAGAUAUAACAUGGCUCGAUCAAUUUAUAAAAUAUCCAUCAUUAAUAACAUGUUUUACAACAAAUAAUUUUUCUUUAUAUACAUUAGAUGAACAAACAAAACGACGUUUAAUGCAUGUUGAAUGUGGUGGUGGUCAUCGUAAUCAUGAUUUUUUUAUUGAUAGAAAUCUCAAUGCUUAUUUUGUUUAUAUAAGAAAUAAACAAGUUUAUUUAGCAAAGAAAAAUUUAAUGAGAAUAUUAAGUGAAGCAACAUGUUUAUCAAUGAUACCACCGACACAUGGAACAGAAAUUCGUUGUGCUAAAUUAUUCCAAAUUAAUCAUCGUUUAUAUAUGAUUACUGGGAGUGAAGAUACACAAAUUAAAUUAUUUUCAUUUCAGAUAGAAAAGUCUUAUUCAAAAUGUGAACAUAUUUCAACAUUACAAUCUCAUUUAUCAGCUGUUUGUGAUAUUAUUGUAAUUGAUAAUUUAUUUUUUUCAUGUGGUGCACGAGCACAAAUUUUUGCUUGGCAAAUGAAAAAUAAUAUUGUUAUUCGAUCUGGUCAUUUUAUGCUUCAUCCAUUACGGCGACGUCAUGGUGGCGGUGGUGGUGGAAAUAUUAAUAAUGAUGAAAAUAAAAACGAUAAUUAUGAUGACGAUCAUGGAUUAGAUGUUAGAUUUACUAGUAUUGCAGCUAUUCCUAUGGUUGAUAUUGGUAAUUAUUUAUUAUUUGUAACUGCAUCUGAUGCUAUAUUACGUAUCUUUCGUUAUACAAGUUCAUCUAAUCGUUUUACUUUACUUCAAACAUCUACACAUUCUGAAUAUUGUCAAUUACGUGUAAAAGUUUAUUCAAAACGUUAUAUUGCAUUUGUUUCAUCAACAGAUGGUCUACUAUGUGCAUAUGAUUGUUUAACAUUAGAUAAUACAAUACGUUCAACAUCGAUUAAACUUCAUCAAUCAGGAAUUAAUGAUUUCGAUUUAAUUGAAAUAAUUGAUAAUAAUCUUCUUCGUUUAGCAAGUGUUGGUGAUGAUGGUUCUGUACAUGUUUCUAUUUUUGAUAUUAACAAUUGGAUUUGGAAACGAGAAUAUUCAAAAGAUAAUAUUCAUCAAUCACCAGCAACAGGUAUUCGUUUUUUAAAUCAAACUAUGUUUGUUUCAAUUGGUAUUGAUCAAAGACUUAAAUUAUGGACAAUUAAAAAUGAUGAGCAAAUAUUAGAAUUAACAAAAAAUUAUUUAGUUGAUAUUCGUGAUAUUCUUUCAAUGGAUAUGAUUUUUUGUGAUGAAAAGAAUGAAUUUGUUAUUGUUAUAGUUGGUGCUGGUGUUCAAACAAUUCAAUUUGAUUUAACAAAUUGUUUGUUUUAUUCAUAG
This is a messenger RNA of Rotaria sp. Silwood1, 2991 nucleotides long. The record is from the annotation of a GenBank genome assembly. Lineage: Eukaryota; Metazoa; Rotifera; Eurotatoria; Philodinida; Philodinidae.